AUGGGCACCAUGUUCCCAAACAAGAUCGCCCUCAAAGACGAUCUGAAGUUCGAUCUUGCAGCUCCUGCUGGGUGGGAGUAUGCACCAGGCGACACGAUCAUCGGCAACUUGAUGCGCAAGAAUCCACUCGUCACACCCGAGGCUACAGUCCGAAUUUGGUUUGCCGGGCGAGUGAGGGCGAAGAUUUCUCGAGAUUCUGAGAGAAGAGACUCCUCUAAUAAGACCUACUCCGCCACCUGGGACCUCUUCGAUAAUGGCCAGGAUGUCCUUUAUCACGGGCCACUGCAUAUUCCAGAAAAUAGCAGCGAGCCAGAAUGCUGGCCCAUCUCAGUCCAGAUUCCCACCACCGUUUCACCUUCGGUUACUAGAGGCCAUAAACAGGCGAUGAGCUUUCUUCCCCUGGACGAAGCUCCUCCGUACCUACCUGGUACCUUUCGUGCCAGUGGUAGGGAUCAUAUUGUCAGCUCCGAAUGCAUUGUCGAGUAUGCCGUCCACGCUCGCUUGAACUAUCUCCAUCGCGGGGCACACCGAGUCCUCUAUGCGACCUUACCCAUAAUGUUAAGACACCCUAUGGACCAGAACACGAGCACUUUUCUUGGCGAGUCCAAGGAAUUGCGAAAUGGCUGUGUUUUCAAAAUCCAGACACAGCGUUUACUCCCAGGAAUGGAAGAUGUAGCCCUAUCUCUGGGACAAAGGACGCGCAAAAUUUUCCGUUCCUCCAAAGUACCAGAGUUCUGGUAUGAAAUCGUGAUGACAACACCCACUGCCGUCCAACUCAACAACCCAGAGUUGAUCCCGAUAAUAUUCAACUUUGUUCACCGGGAAGAUAAAACGAGUGAGGGUAUCAAGGACCAUCCUCAGAAGAUUCAGAUCAAUUGGAUCAGGCUGCGUCUGCACUGUAUAACAGCUUGCAUGGCACCGAGCAAUUUCCGAGAGAACCACCCACAAAGUGACCAGCAGACCGCCAUAAUAGACUUGCACCUAGAAAAGGUCUUCGAACAGCUCGAGUCUCCGCUGGUGAUAUAUUCGUCGGGGAAGGGGAGCCAGCCUAUCCACUUGGGCAACAUGUUCCAGAUCAAUCUGCGGGCUGAUGGAUUGUAUUCUGGGAAUAUGCGCCUUGUGCGCUGGCCGAGCCUGAACAGCAUCUAUCCCGACUUCGUCACGUAUAGCAUCAAACACACGCACGCGCUGGAGUACAUCGUCAAUCUCACGAUCGCAGGAGAGGGAGAAACGAUCAAAUUCAAGCCGAAGUCGCUCGUCAUUCUUGCAGCUCUCUGA
Molecule: messenger RNA, 1278 nt
Organism: Penicillium argentinense
Lineage: Eukaryota; Fungi; Ascomycota; Eurotiomycetes; Eurotiales; Aspergillaceae
Exons: 1
Coding region: 1-1278 (425 amino acids)
Source: RefSeq, a predicted model, not a curated record